This is a messenger RNA of Medicago truncatula (barrel medic), 1894 nucleotides long. RefSeq names its product F-box protein PP2-A13. The transcript has 3 exons. The record is from RefSeq and is a predicted model, not a curated record. Gene Ontology annotation, molecular function: protein binding. Bases 677 to 1543 code for a protein of 288 amino acids. NCBI's taxonomy places the organism in Eukaryota, Viridiplantae, Streptophyta, Magnoliopsida, Fabales, Fabaceae.
AUCAUUACUUUUAUUUUGAUCACAUCACUCAUCACAUUUUUUAUAUUUUCUCCAUGCUUUUAUUCUUCUCUAUCUCUCUCAGGUUUGAACAUAAUCUGAUCUUCAUAUAACCAUAGAUCUUGAAGAAUCCAAUUCAACUGGAAAACGGCGUACACACGCGUGUCGUUCACAGAAAUUCAUGCCAAUUCCCAUUUCAUCACAACUAGCUUUUUAGGUUUGACAUUGGGAGGUACACAAUUGGUUCAAAAUUCAGGUUCAAAAUCAAAUUUUUAGUUGAAUUCAGAUUCUGGGUCAUGGAAAUUUUCAUUUGAUAAGUGAUGGAUUUGAUAAAUUGAGGUUCAAGAUAUAGUUUUUAGUUGAAUUCAGAUUCUGGGUCAUUGAAAUUUUUGGGUUUUAUAUUUUGCGGAUAAAGUAGUUUGGUUUGGUAUGUGAUGAAUUUGAUAAAUUGAGGUUCAAGAUCAAGUUUUUAGAAGAAUUCAUAUUCUGGGUCUGAAAUUUUAGAGUUUUAUUGUUGAGGAUAUAGUAGCUUGGUUUGAUAUGUGAUGAAUUUGAUAAAUUGAGUUUCAAGAUCAAGGUUUUAGUUGAAUUUAUAUUCUAGGUGGGUGAAAUUUUCGGAUGUUACCUUGUGAGGAUUAACUAGUUUAUUUGGUUUGGUUUGGUUUUGUGUGUGUUGAAUAUGGGUGCUAAUUUUUCCUCAUGUGUAUGUGAUGGAGAUGAGGAUUGUAGUAUGAGGCCAAGGCUUGGGGAUAUACCAGAGAGUUGUGUGGCAUUGGUGUUGAUGUAUUUGGAUCCACCGGAUAUAUGUAAGCUAGCACGAUUGAAUAGGGCGUUUCGUGAUGCUUCUUUUGCCGAUUUUGUUUGGGAAUCGAAGUUGCCUUUGAAUUAUGAGUUUAUCAUGGGAAAAGCUUUGGAGGAUGAUACUACUAGUUCUAGUUCUGGUGCUGAAUUAGGGAAGAGGGAUAUUUAUGCAAGGCUUUGUAAGCCUAAUUUGUUUGACAAUGGAACCAAGGAAAUUUGGCUAGAUAAGAGGACUGGUGGGGUUUGUUUGGCAAUUUCCUCCAAAGCGUUAAGGAUUACAGGGAUAGAUGAUCGCAGAUAUUGGAAUCACAUUUCAACUGAAGAGUCAAGGUUCCAUACAGUUGCUUAUCUUCAUCAAAUAUGGUGGCUUGAAGUGGAAGGAGAUAUUGAUUUCCAAUUUCCAGUAGGGACAUACAGCGUGUACUUCAGACUUCACCUUGGCAGGUCAUCCAAGAAGCUUGGACGACGAGUUUGCAAGACCGAGCACAUCCAUGGCUGGGAUAUUAAACCUGCAAAGUUUCAGCUGACGACUUCUGAUGGUCAACGCGCUGUCUCCCAUACUCAUUUGGAUAAUCCAGGGCACUGGAUCCUCUACCAUGUAGGAAACUUUGUUUCUAAGAAUUCUAAUGAUUUGAUGAAGGUCAAGUUUUCAUUGUCUCAAAUAGAUUGCACUCAUACAAAGGGUGGUCUGUGUGUUGACUCUGUGCUUAUAUGCAAUAGUAGCAAUGUAAAAAAAGAAGCGUAAAUUGAUUUUGUAGGUAGGAAAACGUGAGUCACCUGAGUUGACUUAGUGCAUGUUUGGUAUCAUGGUGAUUUCAGUAAAUCCACCAUACUACCAAACACGCACUUAGCAAUUUUUGGUCGCAUAGGGGGUGUCCAGUGGAAGUAAUACCUUAAAAUAUACCCCACAAAGCUUCCCAAGAUAGAUGUUUGGUUUCUUUGAUAAGAUAAAUGUUUCAAGUUAGAAUCCAUGUGUGUAUUUAUGGUUUUGUUGUUCUUGAGAAUUUUCGAUGUUAAUAUGCGCUUCAUUUGGAUUUGGAUUUUACUUGUGAUUUAUAAAGUAAAAAAAUUGAAACGGAGGAUUGGAUUUUAUGUA